Molecule: messenger RNA, 978 nt
Organism: Rotaria sordida
Lineage: Eukaryota; Metazoa; Rotifera; Eurotatoria; Philodinida; Philodinidae
Source: the annotation of a GenBank genome assembly
AUGGUAUUGCUAAUAAUUUUAGCACUUCUGCUUGAUUUCUUAUAUCGAAUAUAUCGAUAUAUUUUUCCAUUACCAAAUAUUGAUCCAACAGGAAAAUAUGUUCUUAUCAGUGGUUGUGAUUCAGGCUUUGGUCAUGGAUUAGCUAUUGAACUUGAUAAACAAGGUUUUAAUGUUCUUGCUGGUAUCUUCAUUCCUGAUAAUGUAAUUUCUCUUAAAGAAAAACUUUCAUCAAGAGCUACUGUCUUUCGUCUUGAUAUUACUAAACAAGAAGAUAUUGAUGCUACAUUUGAAUUAGUACAAGGAAAAACUAAUACACUUCAUGCGCUUGUUAAUAAUGCUGGAAUUAGUACCAGUGGUUUUAUUGAUUGGGUAACCAUAGAGUCUAUGCGUAAAAUAAUGGAUGUGAACUUUUUUGGACAUGUUGCAAUGACAAAGAAAUUUUUACCUUUACUCAUAGCAAAACGUUAUUCACGUGUUGUUAAUAUUUGUUCCGUAUUUGGUAUUAUUGGUGUACCAAUGAAAUCUGCUUAUUCAGCAUCAAAAUAUGCAUUGGAAUCAUUUUCUGAUUGUCUUCGUCGUGAAAUGGCUCCAUGGAAUUUAUUUGUUAGUAUUGUUGAACCUGGAGCAAUGCGAACACCUAUUAUUGAAGGACAUGAUCAAUUUAUGAAUAAAUUUUGGAAUGAAUUAUCAACAGAUGUUCAACAACGAUGGGGUGAAAAUUUUCGUAAAAUUCAAAUAAAAAAAUUAUCUGAUAAUUUUCUCUAUCGUCAUGCUGAAGAUCCAAAUAAAGUUAUACGAGUACUUCAACAUGCAAUAAUCAAUUCUAAACCUAAAAUAAGAUAUCGACCUGGUUGGCAAUCAAAAUAUUUCUUUUUACCAUUAUCAAUGGCUCCUGCUUGGUUAGCAGAUUUUAUUUUAAAUCGUGCAAGUUAUUCUAAUAUUAAUCCUGCUAGUGUACGAAAAAUACAUAUAGAAUAA